CCUAACGAGUAACCGUCGCGUCAGUCGGAGUUCAUUCUUGGUGUGGUCGCCAGUUGUCGUAGAGACGGGUUACGCACGGGACGCGAGUGUAACAGUUGUUUGAAAUUCGUAAAUAGUUGUUUUACGUCAGUAGGUAGAACGGUCUAGUAAUAAUCUCAAAUCGCGCCCAGGUGAAGAGUCUUCGAGUAAAAAAUGACUAUCAAAGACCCAAAAUAUGUCGAAACCGAAUCGAUGAAUCCCUAUGAAAGGCCGCCGAGUCUUUCGACCGGCCAGUCGAUCAAAACAUUUUUGUAUAAUCGAACCACAGGCGCAGUUAUGGGCAGGACAGCCAGCAGCUGGGGAAAGAUUGGUCUCUUCUACUUGAUAUUCUACGGUGUCCUCGCUGCUCUGGUUGCGAUCUGCUUUUGGGUCUUCUUUCAAACCUUGGACCCGAGAAUACCGACAUGGCAGUUGGAUAGAUCCAUCAUUGGCACAAAUCCAGGCCUAGGCUUCAGACCAAUGCCACCAAGUGAGAAUGUUGAAAGUACUUUAAUAUGGUACAAGGGAACGGAUCGAAGCAAUUAUGCUCACUGGGUGGACACAUUGGAAAAAUUCCUGGAAGUUUACAGGAAGCCUGGUUUGACUCCCGGCAGAGGUGCCAAUAUUCACAACUGCGAUUUUGAUCAACUUCCGUCACCCGGUCAAGUAUGCGACGUUGAUAUAAAAAAUUGGGACCCCUGCACCAAGGAGAACAAUUAUAACUACCACAAAUCGGCUCCUUGCGUUUUCUUGAAGCUGAACAAGAUUUACGGAUGGAGGCCGGAGUAUUACAACGACACUAAAUCACUGCCUGACAAAAUGCCACGUGAUCUAAAAGAACAUAUAGUGGAAUUGGAAAAGAAAAAUGCACUCGAAUUAAAUACAAUUUGGGUAAGCUGCGAAGGUGAAAAUCCCGCUGACAUGGAGAAUAUUGGCCCGGUUAGAGUUUUACCGAGGAAAGGAUUUCCGGGUUACUUUUAUCCUUAUGAGAAUUCCGAAGGCUAUCUCAGCCCUCUGGUUGCCAUCCACUUCGAAAGACCUCGAACUGGAAUUUUAAUAAAUGUUGAGUGCAAGGCGUGGGCUCGUAACAUAAAACAUGAUCGUGUUUCUGGAAUGGGAGCAGUGCAUUUUGAGCUCAUGAUUGAUUAGGCGAUCAAACAAUAUUUCUGCGAAAAAUCUCAAAUUAUACCUCCUCUUUUUUAUUUCGAAAUAUCCCAACGCCGGUUAACAAGGUGAAAGCAAAUAUGAGAUCAUAGCAUCGUUAGUUGAUUGAUUAUUUAUAAUUCGCAUAAGAACUGAUCGAAGUGCCUUUAAAUUAUCAUACUAUAAGUAACAACAAGAGGUGGAAAAUAUAGGACUCAAAACUCUCAUGAACCAAAAUCAAAUUUGGUUUUAUGCCUUACAAAAAUUAAUAUUUACUAUUGUUACUAUUAUUAUCACUUCUAUUAAUAAUAUUAGUAGAUUAGCGAUUAAAGUACGUUGGAAAUACGUAUUACAAACAACGUAUUGUGUUCUUUUACACGCGGAGUGCCUUACUCCUACUUUAUGAUAGUCAUAUAAUAACGUAUAAAAAUAAUGAAUAUAACAGCAUUAAAUUGUUUAAGGAGUAUUUUCGUUCAUACAAAUCAAAUUUUUAAUCCUAUAUGAUAAUAAUAAUAUCAAUAUACAUUAUCGUUAAUAGUAAUUUACAUUAUUUAAUAAUACAUUGUAUGAUUAUUGUAAUAUGAUAAUAAUAAUAUUGUAUAUUGCUUCUACGUGCGCAUGCCGAGUGAGCGCGUCUUACAAUUAGACAGUGUAUGUAUCUAUUUUUGAAAUAUUUUGCUAUUAUAGACUGGCCUUAGAGAAAACUGGUGUAACGUGUGUAAUAAAUACGUGGAAGUCUAGAUGUGAGGUAGAAUACAAAUUUCAAUACAGUCAUGUAUCGAAGUAUACGGCAUCUGAGCUA
Diprion similis is the source of this 1963-nucleotide messenger RNA. RefSeq names its product sodium/potassium-transporting ATPase subunit beta-2-like. The transcript has 6 exons. Lineage: Eukaryota; Metazoa; Arthropoda; Insecta; Hymenoptera; Diprionidae. Bases 193 to 1167 code for a protein of 324 amino acids. Gene Ontology annotation, cellular component: sodium:potassium-exchanging ATPase complex. Gene Ontology annotation, biological process: potassium ion import across plasma membrane; intracellular potassium ion homeostasis; intracellular sodium ion homeostasis. Gene Ontology annotation, molecular function: ATPase activator activity. The record is from RefSeq and is a predicted model, not a curated record.